AUGUCCAACCAACCCAACCUAAAACCCCUCUACCCCCCACACCCCUCACAGCAGGAACCCGAAGAGGAAUCCCCCCAAAUCCAAAAAACCGUCGACGCCCUAUCCCUCCUCCCGCACCCAGAAGGCGGCUACUACGUCGAAACAGACCGCGACCCCCUUCGCAUCCCGAACCCCUUUGCACCCACGUCAGACACAGACAAAGACCGCUCCGCAAGUACAACGAUCUUCUACCUGCUCACGCCAAACCGCUCGUUCGGUGCCUUCCACCGCAACAAGGGGCGGACGGUACAUGUUUGGCAGCGCGGACGGGGACGAUAUGUCAUAAUCCACGCGGACGAGGUGGAAGGGGGGAAGGGUAAGGCGCGGGUUGAGACGUUUGUUGUUGGGCCGGAUGUUGCGGCUGGGGAGAGGAUGCAGUGGGUUGUUGAGGGGGGGAAGUAUAAGGCUUCUUUUUUGUUGGAGGAUGGAGGUUCGGGGGAGAGUAAGGAGGGGUUGUUGAUUAGUGAGGUUGUCGUUCCCGGCUUUGAAUUUGCGGAUCAUGAUUUCCUGCGCAGGGAGAAGAUGGAGGAAUUGUUGACUGAGGAGCAAGUACGGGAAAUGGAUUGGAUGUUGAGGGUUGAGUGA
This is a messenger RNA of Penicillium bovifimosum, 624 nucleotides long. Its product is annotated as cupin domain-containing protein. Gene Ontology annotation, cellular component: intracellular anatomical structure. The record is from RefSeq and is a predicted model, not a curated record. NCBI's taxonomy places the organism in Eukaryota, Fungi, Ascomycota, Eurotiomycetes, Eurotiales, Aspergillaceae. The transcript has 2 exons. The coding region runs from base 1 to 624 and encodes 207 amino acids.